CUCCAGCCGAACCCAUGCUUCCCUGUCUCGCUUGAAAAGGAACUCGAAUUUAAUCAGCAUCACAUAUAUUUUCUGCUACUAAUCCAUUGGUUCAACUCUACUGCAAAAUGGCAGGUAUGGGCCAGUCAAGCAUUGUGGUUUACAUUAAAUACCAGAAAGACGGCCAUUAUCAUUCCCUGAUGAUACCCAAUGGUUCAAAACUUUUGGACAUCGAGGACAUCUUUAUGAAGUUAUUUACUGACCUCAUACCUGGACAAAGUAAGUUCUCAGACUUCACAUUUCAGUUGGUUCAUGGUGAAACAAUGGUCCCUAUCAAGAACGACUACGAAUUCCAACCAAACGAUUGCUUGGUGGCGUCUUAUCGGCUUACAUCGAUAGGUGGUCCAGUCAUUCCCCAUCCAAUCGAAGAUGGUGUUGCUUACUAUAUGUGGUCAAUGUUCAGCCAAACAAACGAGGGUCUUAUGAAACGAGAUGGYACCAAUGUUAAGUGUGAUGGGAAGAAAAGCGAUCAGCCAGCACUCAUUCAAUUUACAGGGCAUAAUGUCACUUCUAGUACAUCUACGACAACUGAGUUUGCUUUUACUCUGGCCAGCAGCAACUCCAACAAGGUCUAUGUAAUGAAAGGAGAAAAUCGGGAUGUUAUUGUUGAGGAAGUCGACAAAUCGUUCAUUAAACCAUCGAUGGGUGAUGAAUAUAAAUUUGAGUGCGUGGAGUCUUUUAGUUACAUGCAGUAUCGGUGCAUUGGAGUUGGAGAUCCAAAACGCACUGAUUUGUACAUCUCUGUUCAGCAAGAUGGCACKGUUCAGCUACAAAAAGGUGGUGUACUGGGUUAUCCUACACCUACCGUGCUUUUCAUUGCAGUAAAUAUGAUUUGAAGAUGUUACUCCUACAUAACCUCUAGAUUGGGUGUACGAAGUUGUUACAUUGUAAAAGGUCAAUUAAACUGUGUGUAAUAACC
This is a messenger RNA of Exaiptasia diaphana, 958 nucleotides long. RefSeq lists its product as uncharacterized. NCBI's taxonomy places the organism in Eukaryota, Metazoa, Cnidaria, Anthozoa, Actiniaria, Aiptasiidae. Bases 108 to 875 code for a protein of 255 amino acids. The transcript has 5 exons. The record is from RefSeq and is a predicted model, not a curated record.